UUAACCGGAGGGGAGCAGGGCGUCGGCUGGGAGGGGAGGGGCCACAGAGCCACCCGUUGCGCAUCAAAUCCCUCGCUCAGAGCUAGCUUUCCAACCCAGCGGCCAGCCAGCCAGCCAAGUCUCUGCGUCCUAUCGACUGACACUCUUUCUCCAGCGCUAUGUCGUCGAAGUACCCCGUCGGUCCCACAGAAACAGAGCGCUGCAUCGAGUCACUCCUUGCCGUUUUCCAGCGCUAUGCUGGCCGGGAUGGCAACGCCUGUACACUGUCCAAAAGGGAGUUCCUGACCUUCAUGAACACCGAGCUGGCAAGUUUCAGCAAGAAUCAGAAAGACCCGGGCGUCCUCGAUCGCAUGAUGAAGAAGCUUGACAUGAACAACGAUGGACAGCUGGACUUUGGCGAGUUCUUGAACCUCAUCGGGGGACUUGCCCAGGCCUGCCACAGCCAGGUGUUGGCAUCCCCCACAGCUGGUGUCCCCCCGAAACCAUGAAACACCCCAAUUUAUUGGCCUUUCCGAGCCAAGACCAAAGUCUUCUCAAACAUUCCAAAAUCCAGCACUUCUGUGAGUCCGCAAAACACGAGCCACAUCCGACAUGGAAAAGCAAGCGACCCUCUCUUCAUAUAUUAUUUUUUUCUCAAUAAAACGGAUGGGUUAAACACAAA
This is a messenger RNA of Zootoca vivipara (common lizard), 661 nucleotides long. It is a transcript of the gene S100A11, whose product is annotated as S100 calcium binding protein A11. The record is from RefSeq and is a predicted model, not a curated record. Gene Ontology annotation, molecular function: calcium-dependent protein binding; S100 protein binding; calcium ion binding. Gene Ontology annotation, biological process: regulation of cell population proliferation. Lineage: Eukaryota; Metazoa; Chordata; Lepidosauria; Squamata; Lacertidae. Gene Ontology annotation, cellular component: cytoplasm.